CCGGCCGGCUAGAGGUAUUCGAUAUUUCCUAUAUAAACCCGUCACCACACCCUUUGUUCCCCACAUAUUUGCGUACCUCUCUCUGCUCUCUCUCUCUCUCGCUUGCUCGCUCGCUCAGACCCUUCACAUAGAGAGCCUCUAUUCAUCUCUCUCUCUAAAAUUCCUCUUUAGAUUCAGGCACUCCCUUAGAGGCGCCGCAGUGCAUUUUGAACUCUUUUUAGCCUGUUUGUCUGGGGAUAAUUUUGCCUUCCCUCCCUCAUAUUGGCAUGUCAUGUGCAUUUUUUGUUAAAAAGGAAACUAGAAGAGCACCUGUUCAACCUGUUUGGGUACGAAGUUCGGAUUGUAUGCAUUUACAUAUGAGAUGGGUUCUCGAGGAAGGCUAUUAUUUGAUCUCAAUGAACCCCCUGUCGAGGAUAAUGAGAGUGAUGGUGUCUUCUCUUUCCAGCCACAAAAGACCCAUCCAUCUAUGAAUCCCAACACUGCUGAUCUCGUUACUGCAUCAACUACUCCCCAGAGAAUAAUAAACAAUCAUGCUUUUUCACAUGCAUCAUCUUUAUCUGGCUUUCAGCCUUUCAUUCGCCCCAAACCUGGUCAUGGCCCUGAAAUGGGCGCUGAGUAUACAAGGGCUGGGGAUCAGAAUCCCAAUAGUACCUCAUUGUCUAAGUCAAGUAAUGAUGAGGAGAUGCAAGCCUCACCAUCAUUAGUUCCGGGCUCCGCAGAAGCUCCAUCGGUUGAAAGAGAAGAAGGUGAAUGGUCUGAUGCUGAGGGCUCUGCUGAUGCAUAUGGAAACAGUAGUUUGAGUGAACUGGGUAAAGCUUCACAAGAGCAAGGGACAUCGGAAGUGAGGGACUGUUUUGCUUCUGGUGUAGCUGUAGACAAUAUCUCUUCUGCUGUCAAAAUUUCUCAAAGUGUCAAGGAUGAAAAUAGUAGUCAUACUUCUUUAGAAUUGGAUCCAGAUCCCAAUGAUCAGAAAAGCCAUAGUAGCCGAAAUUCAGAAAGCAAUGCAUCCUUAGAUGGGCAUGAGGAACCUGGCUUGGUCCCAAAACAAAGAGAAGUUAAAGGUAUUGAAGCGAGCCAUGCACUUAAAUGUGCAAAUAUUCUUGGAAAGAGGAAGAUAGACCAGAAAAAGGUAGAAAUGCUAGGCAAGAAACGUAGCAGGCAGACUAUGUUUCUUAAUUUGGAAGAUGUCAAGCAAGCUGGACCUAUAAAAACAUCAACACCAAGAAGGCAGGCGUUUCCACCUCCUAUUACCACUCGUACUGUGAAAGAGGUUCGUACUACUCCUCCAUCUUCUGAGCGUAUUGGAGAAAAGCAGAGUCAACUAAUGACGAGGGAUCAGAAACAAGUUGACAUACCAUGUAACGAAGGAGGCACCUCUCUGGAAACUACUGAACCUAAAUCUGAAUGUAAUGGUGAUAUGAAUUCUGGACUACUAGGUAGGCCUAGGAGGCUAAAUGGUGACACUGAUCUUUCUGCAGAGGUAUCACUGCCACCUAUUCCAAGACAGAGUUCGUGGAAGCAGCCCACAGAUUCGAGGCAAAUGAAGAAUUUGCAGGUCUCAAACAGGAAGCCAACUCUGAUCAGUCAAAACUCCAUGGACCCCAAAUUGGGAAACAAGAAAUACCUUCUACCCAAGAAGCAAACUACUAAUAGUACCCAAUACCAGGACACAUCCGUCGAGCGCCUUAUAAGGGAGGUUACAAAUGAAAAGUUUUGGCAUCAUCCAGAGGACACUGAGCUCCAAUGUGUUCCCGGUCGAUUUGAAUCUGUAGAAGAGUAUGUUAGAGUAUUUGAGCCUUUGCUUUUUGAGGAAUGCCGGGCACAGCUUUAUAGCACGUGGGAGGAGUUAAUUGAAACAAUUUCAAGGGAUACUACACAUGUGAUGGUCCGUGUAAAGAGCAUCGAAAGGCGAGAAAGAGGAUGGUAUGAUGUGAUAGUCCUUCCAAUGAAUGAGUGCAAGUGGACAUUUAAGGAGGGUGAUGUUGCGGUUCUUUCAUCACCCAGGCCUGGACCAGUUAGAGCUAAGCGGAGCAACACCUCAUUAAAUGAAGAUGAUGGUGAGCCUGAGAUCAGUGGACAUGUGGCUGGUACUGUCAGGCGACACAUACCUAUUGAUACACGAGAUCCUCCUGGGGCAAUCCUUCAUUUUUAUGUUGGCGAUUCAUAUGAACCUAACAGCAUGGUUGAUGAUGAUCAUAUUCUGAGAAAGCUUCAGCCCAAGGGCAUCUGGUAUCUAACUGUGCUUGGUUCUCUUGCAACAACACAGCGAGAGUACAUUGCAUUGCAUGCAUUUCGUCGUCUCAAUUCUCAGAUGCAAACUGCGAUUCUUCAGCCUAGUCCUGAACACUUCCCAAAAUAUGAGCAGCAGUCCCCUGCCAUGCCAGAAUGCUUCACGCAGAACUUUGUUGAUCAUCUGCAUAGGACAUUCAAUGGACCUCAGCUAGGAGCAAUUCAAUGGGCUGCAAUGCAUACAGCUGCGGGUACAACUAGUGGGAUGACGAAGACAUGGCCCUUUACUCUCGUUCAGGGACCUCCAGGAACAGGUAAGACACAUACAGUCUGGGGAAUGCUAAAUGUCAUCCAUCUGGUCCAGUAUCAGCACUACUACACUUCUUUGCUUAAGAAACUAGCCCCUGAAAGCUAUAAACAAGCCAAUGAGAGCAAUUCUGACAAUGUUCCUAUGGGAUCAAUUGAUGAGGUCCUUCAAAACAUGGACCAGAAUCUCUUCCGAACGCUUCCAAAACUCUGUCCAAAGCCUAGAAUGUUAGUUUGUGCUCCUUCAAAUGCUGCAACUGAUGAGCUUCUUGCUCGUGUCCUUGAUCGUGGAUUCAUUGAUGGCGAGAUGAAAGUUUAUCGGCCUGAUGUCGCUCGCGUUGGGGUUGAUUCACAAACUCGUGCUGCCCAGGCAGUUUCUGUUGAACGGAGAACUGAACAGCUUUUGGUCAAGAGUCGUGACGAAGUUUUAGGAUGGAUGCACCAGUUAAGAGGCCGUGAAGCUCAGUUCUCUCAGCAGAUAGCUUGUCUUCAAAGAGAACUAAAUGUUGCUGCUGCUGCUGUUCGUUCCCAAGGUUCUGUUGGUGUUGACCCCGACGUUCUUGUGGCCAGGGACCAGAAUCGGGACGCAUUGCUGCAGAACCUUGCAGCAGUGGUUGAAGGCAGGGAUAAAAUUCUAGUUGAGAUGUCUCGCCUACUUAUUUUAGAGGGUAGGUUUCGUGCUGGUAGCAACUUUAAUUUGGAAGAAGCCCGUGCUAAUCUUGAGGCAAGUUUUGCAAAUGAAGCUGAGAUUGUUUUCACUACUGUCUCGAGUAGUGGUCGCAAGUUAUUCUCUCGUCUGAGUCAUGGUUUUGAUAUGGUAGUCAUUGAUGAAGCAGCCCAAGCCAGUGAAGUGGCAAUCCUUCCUCCUCUUUCACUUGGUGCAGCACGGUGUGUUCUAGUGGGGGAUCCCCAGCAGCUCCCUGCAACAGUUAUCAGCAAGGCAGCUGGAACCUUGUUAUACAGUAGGAGCCUCUUUGAAAGGUUCCAGCAAGCAGGAUGUCCCACGAUGUUGUUAUCUGUGCAGUAUCGGAUGCAUCCUGACAUCCGAGAUUUCCCGUCUAGGUACUUUUACCAAGGACGCCUUACUGACAGUGAAAGCAUUGCUAAUUUACCUGAUGAGAUUUACUACAAGGACCCCUUGCUUAGACCUUACAUAUUCUAUGAUAUUACACAUGGACGGGAGUCUCACAGAGGUGGAUCCGUCUCUUAUCAGAACACACACGAAGCACAGUUUUGUCUUCGCUUGUAUGAGCAUCUUCAUAAAACUUUGAAAACUUUGGGUAUGGGAAAAAUCUCUGUUGGCAUAAUCACACCAUACAAGCUCCAAUUAAAAUGCCUUCAACGGGAGUUUGAGGAUGUCUUAAUUUCAGAAGAAGGGAAGGAUCUGUACAUCAAUACUGUAGAUGCUUUUCAAGGCCAAGAACGUGAUGUUAUUAUCAUGUCUUGUGUGCGUGCAUCAAGUCAUGGAGUUGGCUUUGUUGCAGAUAUCCGCCGAAUGAAUGUUGCUCUUACUCGUGCAAGAAGGGCUCUUUGGGUUAUGGGGAAUGCUAAUGCUUUGAUGCAAUCUGAUGAUUGGGCUGCGCUGAUUUCUGACGCCAGAGCCAGGAAAUGUUAUGCCGACAUGGAUUCUCUCCCUAAGGAUUUUCUCAUACCUAAGGGACCUGCCUACACCCCAUUGCCAGGCAAGGUCUCCUCCAAUAUGAGGGGGCUGCGGUCAGCUGGGCAUAAUAGACAUAGACCACCAGAUAUGCACUUGGAGUCCAGGUCAGGGACACCAUCAGAAGAUGAUGAGAAGUCGGGUGCGUUGAUAACUUCUAGGAAUGGGAAUUACCGUCCCUUAAAGCCACCAAUGGAGAAUUCUUUGGACGAUUUUGAUCAAUUGGGUGAUAAAUCUAGAGAUGCCUGGCGAUAUGGCAUACAGAAGAAACAAAGUUCUGCUGGGCCUGUGGGGAAGAGAGAUAUCUAGCUGUUGAUUGUUGUCUGCAAAUCUCUUGGUGCCUCAUGGGGAGCUUCAUGGUGUUAGUGUUGUGAUGCUUGAUCCCCCGUCGUCACAAAGCCCUCGGAGCAAAUCUCUGUAUCCCGAGCUUUGUGUGUCAGACAAAUUUGAUUUGCAUCAGAUUUGGGCUGAACUGUGUCUCCGAUAACUCCCAAGGAAAAAGAAGAGAGGUUUGGAAGAGACAGCAACCGACCUGUUUUUAAAGGUCGUUGUUUUUGUGCCAAGAGCUUUUUGCUUGAAUUGAUUCCUGUGAUUUCCUGCCAGGAGCUGGAUGCUUUUGGGUAGAUUGUUGAAAAUCAUAUCCUUAAUCCACCAGCUUACAUUCAGCAAAGGAAUCCAGUGGUGGUCUCCACAAACUUCAGCCUACUAGAAUCUUUUAGUUGUUUCCUUUUGAGGGUAAAUCCUUGCCUUGCCUUUGCAUUGAUGAACUGAAAUACGCGGGAGUGAGAAGCUUCCUGUUAUGGCCAUGCCCCAUUAUCGCUUGCUUCUUUUACGUACAGAUUACUCAUUGGCGCUUGGUACUCUCACUCUGAUAGGGUUAAUGCUUUAGUUUAGGUAGUUCACAUUUUAAAGAUGCUAUGUACAUUCUUUGGACGUGCAAAUGCAUUAGGAUGACAUCUCAAUUGGUAUGUACAAUUUUGAAGCCUUUUUUAAUCUCCUUCCUUGUAAUUGUGUGAAGGGGAAGUAAAAUGUCAUACCUGCUCUGCCUCCGGUGGAAAUGCUCAAGUUCUGUACAGAAAUGGAAGGAAAGCACAAGAUUUAUUUUCUUAUUUUGGAGGCAUUUGUGGUGUCAAAUGACUUGUACAUUUGUCCAUUACUUGUUCAACCAUAGAAAAUUCUUUUUGAUGCGUUAUCUUAAAUUUCUUUAGAUUUACAAUCCAAGUAAAUAAGAAAAUUUUUGUCGUGCUUUUUCUUGCUGAGGA
Molecule: messenger RNA, 5454 nt
Organism: Corylus avellana
Lineage: Eukaryota; Viridiplantae; Streptophyta; Magnoliopsida; Fagales; Betulaceae
Product: P-loop containing nucleoside triphosphate hydrolases superfamily protein
Molecular function (GO): helicase activity
Source: RefSeq, a predicted model, not a curated record